UAAGACCUAGGUGCUUGGAAUUUUGGGGGGAAUCUAGCAGUUGGGUUCGGUAUGGUAACAUCUAGUGGAGGGCAAGGCUCUCGCCAUGCCUGGGUUUGGAGAGAUUUUCAUAGCUUUCCUCAGAGGACUUGGCCAAGAAGCUUAGUCGCUGCCAUGAGUGAGGAAAUGGAAAUCGAAGGGUCAUCCUCACUGCAGAGUAGUAGUGACGCCAAUGCCUAUGUUGCAGUGACGGGUACCAACAUCCCCAUUGUCACCAUCAGUACGCAUACAGAAAAGGAUCAGAAACCUGCCAAACUCCCCAAGCUUCCAAGUAGUCGUUACCGCUACACUGUCUGGCAUGAACUUCACAACAACGAAAUCAAAGGUGAUGAACUGAACAAUCCCAGGGUCCGACGAGGACCUGAGGUCAAAGACAAGAUCUUCUACAGCAUCAAGGACCAGCAGGGGAGGCAGUUGCAUCAUGGGAAGAAGGGACAAGAGAAGAAAGACUACGAAAAGAGGAUUGAAAAUUGGGAAAAUAGUCUGAUGGUCAACUUGUCUUACCAGGAGCUAGGGCACCGUUACCAAGUUGAGAAUUUCAUGCGCAUCUUGAGAAGAUUAAUCCGGGCUGAGAAGAUACAACUCGUCAAUGAUGACUUAGAAGACCUAAGCAAAGUCAGCUUCCCAUCAUGUACUGUCCUGAACCUCAACAACAACUACUUUGCCUCAUUUACGAAACUUCCCAAGACUCCCAACCUGAGGACUCUCCUCUUGUGUGACAACUCCAUCAAAUCUCUGGACGGCCUACAGAACCUAAGAAAGAGCAGGCUGGAGGUCCUUGAUCUCAGACGCAACCCAAUCUCUUUCCAGGAAUGUUAUAGGCAAAGUGUUUUCAAAGUUCUUCCUGACCUUCGUGAGCUAGAUGGCAUUCCUCGAUUGAUCUCUGACAUCGAGGGUGGCUUUAACCUCCAGAAUGGCUGCACAGUGUCAUAGUGCAUUAUCCAAUUUCAUCUUUUUCACCUUUUUCCAACCAUCUUGCAGCCGGAAAAGGGCAGGUUCUGCCAACAACCAUCCUCCAAGAAGUGGGCUAUCCCGCACUCAGUCUUUCAACUUGGCGUGCAUGAAUGUCACUCGUUAUCAAUACAACGGUUUUGUUGUUAUGGCUGUUUGAAGUUCACGGCCACAUACAUGUCGGCCCGCUUGCAUGGAGCUCUGAAGUGGUAUAACAUUUUGUCUGACCCAUCGGAAGGAGAUGGGCACUGCGCAAAAACAGUUUGCCUGAUUAGGGUCAAAAUGACUGCAAGGUAUGACCCCAAAAAAUUGGAUGGCUCAACACAUGAAAUGCUUUGUAAAAUCAGCAAAAAUGUUAAGGGGUCUGCUCCCCCCCCCCGACUCUUUAAGGGUAAAAGAAGGUAGAGCAAUGCAUGGGGAAAGAAAGUGCAACCACAUGAAGACAUUGGUUCCCCACCUAAUAAAUUGUGGGGUGGGGAAAGUUGUCAAGGAAAUAGGAUUCCUACUCAGAUAUCAUCGUUUUCUAUGUCACAAUGAAGUCAAACAUAUCAACAUUUUGCUCAUAGUUCAUCUUUGUAACUCCAUGAGUCUGUACGUCUUUAGAAAAAUAUACAAAAGGAGAUGCAUCCACUCUGGAAAAACGAAUGGUAGACCGAUCUUACAAAGUUACAAAAAUAUGAGACUGUUUUAUUGGUUACAAAGAAGUCAAACUGUAACAUGAUAUUCUUACUUAUCUUGGCAACCAGCCCUUUAGAAAUAUAUACAAAGGUCCUUGCAUCAAAGUUACAACACAAAAGUACUGUUGACCGAUUUAACUUGAAAUGCCAAAAAAAUAUUAAAUGUAGGACUGUCACGUCUAUUGUAAAUAGUAUACAAACUCUUGCUUGUACAUAAAGGUUCUUUUGUCCAAGAAUGAAUUGAGAUUAAAGGUAAAAAAGAUGA
Acanthaster planci (crown-of-thorns starfish) is the source of this 1932-nucleotide messenger RNA. RefSeq lists its product as uncharacterized. The record is from RefSeq and is a predicted model, not a curated record. Lineage: Eukaryota; Metazoa; Echinodermata; Asteroidea; Valvatida; Acanthasteridae. Gene Ontology annotation, molecular function: protein binding.